Messenger RNA from Medioppia subpectinata, 627 nucleotides. The record is from the annotation of a GenBank genome assembly. Lineage: Eukaryota; Metazoa; Arthropoda; Arachnida; Sarcoptiformes; Oppiidae.
AUGAUCGGGUCAAUACAUUUGAGGUCAUCCGACAAAACUUGUUUGGAGGCGGAGUCGGCAGAAGAAGAAGAAGGCUUUUUGUAUGACAGGAGCGGUGGUGGGAGUCGUGAGUGGAGUGGAGUUGGAGUGGAGUCUGAGCCGAGAAUGCAGUUAAUAAGAGCUUUGAUAUCAGCCAAGAGUAUUACUGGAGAAUCGUUGGUGAAUGACGUGCACAUCGAGUGUAAUAGCAAUGAUAUACUCGUGACCUUAAGUGCACCCAAUUCUUUCAAUGGUAUGAUAUAUCCAAAAGGAUUAUCAAAGAACUCGAGUUGUAUGGCUGAGUACAGAUCCACUGCCAAUAUCACCUAUAAGUUACCGCUUCGUUCAUGUAAUACAAUGAGCACUGAUGUGGACGAUGGGGUCGAGUAUUUCAAUACAGUUGUGGUUCAACCGCACCGACGACUUGUCACUAAUCAGGGAAGAGGUUAUCACAUAAGAUGCAGAUAUCAGACCAGAGAGAAGAGAAUUUCCAAUGGAUUUAAUGUCAGUAUUGAGAAGCUUGAGCUAAGCUUUGCUUUUCAUAAGUUCUUCAGUAUUCAUGAGACGUUUGUUCACUUGGAGUGCAAAAAACAAGAAAAACAAUUUUAG